Messenger RNA from Monoraphidium neglectum, 2190 nucleotides. RefSeq lists its product as hypothetical. The record is from RefSeq and is a predicted model, not a curated record. NCBI's taxonomy places the organism in Eukaryota, Viridiplantae, Chlorophyta, Chlorophyceae, Sphaeropleales, Selenastraceae. The coding region runs from base 1 to 2190 and encodes 729 amino acids. Gene Ontology annotation, molecular function: S-adenosylmethionine-dependent methyltransferase activity. The transcript has 8 exons.
AUGGCCGCGACAUCGCCGCCGCCGGAGACGCCGCCGCCGGCAUCCCCCGCGCAGCCGGCGCAGGGCUGGCAGCAGGUCCCGUAUGCCGAGCCCGCAUACUGGGAGGCGCGCUACGGACGGGAGCACCAGCCCUUCGAAUGGUUCCUGGGGUACUGCGCGCUGCGGCGGGUGCUCCGCACCUUCCUCUCGAAGCGCAAGCCCGUGCUUCAGAUCGGCUGCGGGACGUCGAACAUUCAGGAAGGCAUGGCGCGCGCCGGCUGGACAGUCGUCAACGUCGACAUCGCCCACAACGUGAUUGAGCAGCUGACAGAGGAGCACAGGGGCAUCAGCGGCCUGAGCUAUGUCAAGGCCGACUGCCGCGACAUGCCAGAGUUCGGGGACUGUCAGUUUGGGGGCGUGCUUGACAAGGGCACGGUGGAUGCGCUGCUGUGCUCCAAGGAGGGCGUCUCGAACGUCUCCCGCAUGUUUUCAGAGGCUUCGCGCAUCCUGACCCCCGGCGGCGUCUUCCUCAUGGUGUCCCUGGGCGACCCGACGCGCCGCUUGUGCCUGCUGUGCUGCGAGCGCUACGAAUGGGACGUGCUGUUGCUGCCCAAGAUCGCGCCGGACAACCAGGCCACAGUAGGCGGCAGGGCCAUCAACGACACGCUGCAGCCGGUGGACUUUUUGGGCCCCUUUGAGGUGCUGGACGCGGAUACCCUGGUCGGCGUGCCGCGCGACAUAGACUACUCGCGCUUCUUCUUCGGCUACGUCUGCCGCAAGCGCCGCCUGACGCUGCCGCUGCACCCGGACCACCGCCAGCGGCUGCCCAACGGAUGGGUGCGGAGCUCACGGGCAAUCGUAGCAAAGCUGCAGCAGGAGAUGGGCCUGCCCCAUGACCUGCUGUCCCGGGGCAGGCGCACCCGCAUCGUCUCACGGCCCCGGACGUCGCCGCCGAGCGUGGCAAACGGCGGCGCCGCGGCGUCGGGGCCGGGCACCGCGGACACGAGCGAAGCCGGGGACCUGGACGGCUGCACAGAGCCGGGCUCGCCCAGGGCGGCCGCGGCGGCGGCGGCUGCGGGGCCCUCGGACGCGGCGCCCGGCGCGCAGCAGUCGCUGGCGCGCACACCGCCGCGGACGCAGAGCGUUCCGAAACUCUCACUCGAGGCGAUGGAGGCGGCAGCUGGGGCGGCUGGAGCAGGUGCGGCUGCGGCUGCGGCAGGGGCUGGCGCUGACGUGGCGAGCCUAGAGCGGCUGCACGAACUGCAGCGGAAGGAGGAGGGGCUGCGCCAGCAGCAGAGGGCGGCGGAGGCGCUGCAGAUGAGCCUCGCCAAGCAGCUGCAGCAGCUGCAACGGCAGCAGCAGCAGCGCCUAAGGCAGCAGGAGGAGCUGCAGGAGCAGCAGCGGCAGCACUAUGAGCAGCAGCAGCGGUGGCUGCAGCAGCAGCGGCAGCAGCAGCACCAGCAGCAGCAGCAAGGAGGGCAUGACGCCGGCUCCAUAACUUUCACCGGCAGCAGCGGCAGCGGGGACGCGGCAGUUGCAUUGCCACCUAAUGGCAUGCAGAACGGCGCCAGCGCGGCAGCUGCAGCAGCAGGCGCCGCGGCGGAGCUGUCGGGCCCCUCACGGCUGUCGGUCAGCGCGCUGGCCGCGGCUGCGGCGCUCGAGCAGCAACAGGGCAUUCUCGAGCCACAGCCGCCGCAGCAGCACGCGCGGCGGCAGCCGCCGCAGGCGCACCCACAGGCGCAGGCGGACAGCGAGUGCGGCGCGUCGCUCGUGUCCGAGGAUACGUCAGAUGCGGGCGCCGUUGGGAUGGAGGCGGUGCAUUACAUAAUGGAGUCCGCCUCAGAGGGCGUCGGCGGCGAGGACGAGCUGACCCCAUUGAUGCCCCCUCGGGCGGCGCGGGAGCUGCGCGUGCGGCGCCACAGCGCGCCGCCGAGCGAGGCUAUGCUCAAGGCGCUCAGCGCGGCGAUGGGCGGGCUGAUGGGGGAGCCGUGCCUGCCGCCAGAGCCGCCGAAGCGGGGUAUGCAGCGGAUGGCGGAGUGCGACGUUGGCGAGGCAGCUGCCAACCUGGCAGCUGCUAUGAGCUCGGCCCCGCACGCCGACGCCGAGCGGCCGCCCGCGGCGCCACGCCCGCCGGCGGCGCCGCGGCCGCCGGUGUCGCCGACACCGGAGCAGAGGGGCAAGGGUUCGAGGGAGGGAGAGGGGCAGGCGUAG